Chelmon rostratus (copperband butterflyfish) is the source of this 4502-nucleotide messenger RNA. It is a transcript of the gene podxl, whose product is annotated as podocalyxin-like. NCBI's taxonomy places the organism in Eukaryota, Metazoa, Chordata, Actinopteri, Chaetodontiformes, Chaetodontidae. The transcript has 8 exons. Gene Ontology annotation, cellular component: microvillus membrane; apical plasma membrane. Gene Ontology annotation, biological process: regulation of microvillus assembly; negative regulation of cell-cell adhesion; positive regulation of cell-cell adhesion mediated by integrin. The coding region runs from base 415 to 1899 and encodes 494 amino acids. The record is from RefSeq and is a predicted model, not a curated record.
UCUGCUACACUGGCUGUUAACAGCUCAACACUGAGGACUGGCCGAGCACAAUACAGCACGAAGCCACUGUGAGAGAGAGAGAGACACUGAGCAACAGGCACAGCCAAGGAGACGGCAGAAACACUCUCCCCCCCAAAUCCCCAACUCUGCAGAGAGAGCAGCAGCAGAGGCGCACAAAAGCAUUCUUGGCUUUAAAAGAAGAAGAGGGGUGAAAAAAAAAGUUAACAAUACGUUGGGCGAGAUCAUUUACCCGAGAUACAAAUUCAAGGAGAAAGGCGUGACAGGACGGCGUCAGCCUCGGGUUUAUCAUCCCUGAAACGUCCCCCCCCCGGCGUACGAAGCGAAGGAUCGUAGCGCAGCGCUGCAUGAAGGAUAAAACCAUCCGGAGAAGAAACGAGCAGGACGAGAGCGACAAUGAGGAUCACGUGGCUGCUGCUGCUGUCUCUCAGCUUCCUAUUUCACAGUGUGUGUUCAGAUGAUACCAGCCAGAGUGCUGUUCCUGCCUCGAAGGAUGCGGUUUCUGUUUCGCCAGCACCAACGGGUGUUUCGCCUGCUGCCAGCGCAGCCGUGACGAAGCCGACUGUUGACGCUCAGCCCAAGAUGGGUGGCGCAACCGCAGCACCAACAGCUGAUGACAGCAGCAAGAAAAACACAGGCACCAACACCCCGCAGGCACCAACACCCACACAGCCAACUGCUGUGACCACCACGCCCGCUAUCGCAGUGAUUGCCGCGUCCAACCCGGUGGUCAAUCCAGACCCCAAGCAACCACAAGCCCAGCCUGUCACAAACAACCCGGCAGCACUUCUCACAAGCAUCUCUGGUGGCACCUCGACUGUAGCGCGUCAUGCCACUCCUGCUGCUGCUACCCCCAGCCCAGCCAAGAUUGCGACCACAGUUGCAACAGCUGACAGCAGCCGCAGCUUAGUGGUAUCCCCCUACGCCGCCACAAUAUCAACUCCUGCAGCAUCUUUGCUCGGUACGACCGCCGGGACUGUAGCGCCUGCCAGUCUGCCAGGAACCGCUGCUCCUGACGUGACAACCAAGAUCCCAAAGGUCGCCACAGAUGCCCUUACAACAGGGCAACAGACAGCGGUUCACACCACCAGCACCUCCAAGACGAGCCAGGAGGUCGGCAAUGGAGGUAGCGAGAAAACUGUGAUAGCCACAAGCCAGGGGCAGCCAACGUCAAGGGCCCCGGAGCCAGCUGGGAACGCUGGGACCACCGGCACCCCCUCCACCCUGACAAAGGCAGGACCUCCUCCAGCAGAGACCACCGGUAGCAAAGCUGGAACCACGCUCCUACAAACCACCCCCGCCACCAGCAUCACCACCACCAUCACCACCAGAACCGACGCAGCAGCUCAGCCGAAGAUGUUCUCGUACUCCCUAAACAGCGGACACGAGAAAGAGGAGGAGAAAGACCUGGUGGAGGUGUGCAGGCGGCUGAUGGUGAAUUUGCAAGACGGAAACUGCACCCUGACGUGGCGGCACCACAAUGGCAAAAUCCAGUUUGACCGCGUGGAGAUAAACGGCAAAGUGAAAACCACCCUGGCCACCCAGUACUAUGAGGAAAUCACCAAGAAACCAACAGAUAACAAAACCCUGAUCGCCAUCCUGGCCUCCAGCGGAGCUCUGCUGAUCAUGAUCGUCAUCCUGGCCGUGUGCGCCUCCCACCACCGCAAGCCCUACAAUGAGAACCAGCAACACCUGACGGAGGAGCUGCACACCGUGGAGAACGGUUACCACGACAACCCCACGCUGGAGGUGAUGGAGGUGCAGCCGGAGAUGCAGGAGAAGAAGGUGGCGCUGAACGGAGAGUUCAACGACAGCUGGAUCGUCCCCAUCGACAACCUGCUGAAGGAGGACAUACCCGACGAGGAGGACACUCACCUGUAGAGACAGAGCGGGAGGAGAGGAAGAGGAAGAGGAAGAGGGACAGGAAGAGGAAGAAGACAGCGAUAGGACCUGGCUAGUUCCAGCCACACCAAAACAAACACCAGCCCUGCCCACUCACCUCCCACUGCUGACCCUGGGACCCCCGUCCCUGUAGCCAGAGAAGACUUCCUCACACAGAAAUACACCCUAUAGAACACACAAGCUGCACAUUAAUGUCUGUCUGCUUGAUUUCUUCCUACUGCGCUUUGGUAUGAAAAAGAAGUGAGGAUAAAAAAUGAGACUUCGGGGAGAAAUUCUACGCAGUGGCGUGGAAAAUUAAACAUCCACUAAAUCAAUCACUGUUGUGCCUGUACUCAAGUUUUUAUAGAGAUAUUUGAUAAGUGUGACUUCCUGCAGAGCACAGUUCAAAAUUUGUCUUUCUAAAAACUUAAAAAGUGCCCCAAACUUCUUUUGCUGUUCUCAGACAAGAGCUGUUUCGUACACAAGCAUCUGUAAAUAGAAUAUUUUUCUGUUAUUUCCUGAAAGCGAGAAGCGAGGAGGCGCCCGGGGUUGAUGGAAGCUCUGCUCUGGAGGUCGAAACAGGAAGAAGAUCAGAGAGGUAACAGCAACGUCAGCUGCCUCGGCAGUUUUAGUGUUACUAACUUAGAUGACCUCGGGAUACUUCAAAGCGUCCCGGUGAUUUUCCACUAGUGCGUGUUGGCGAUGAGGGAGCCGCCGGUAACUGGUGCAACUAACCUUAUUCAUAAAAGAGUGUCCAGAGAGGCCCUGCUCCAGGCACAUCGCUCUGUAGAAACAAGACAAACGAGGGGUUUUCAUCCACAGCGCCACAUGCCGACCUGAGGGCGUCCGGAAAGCCUGAGGGGACGUAGCACAAGUAUAUUUCGUAUUGUGAUUUCUUUUUGUCUGUCGAUACGUGAUCAUCGCUUAAAGUUGUUUUCAUGCGAUUGUGCAGCAAUCGAGGGAAAAGGCCUCAGAGAAAUCUUGGAUUUCCAUACAUGGAGGAGAUCGCUCUGUAUUCUCAAGAGAAAAAUCAGCUAUUUAAUUUAAAAAAAACAUUAUUUAAACGCCUCAUUUUGAAACUCAACAGAUAAUUCCAGUUUCUUUUCCAUCUUAGCUCUUAUUUAUGUAGCUUUUCCUGAUAUAAGAACAUUGCGCUCAGCAAUGAGAUGAUGAGGUGAGAAAUACAAGCAGCCAGGCAAUAAGCCAGGCAACAGUCUAAUCAGAUUACUGGAGGGUAAAGUGAAGGUGAGCCAUCCUAAAUGUCUCCAGUAAACCCUAAUAGCAAAGGAAAACUGUGCGCACGCAACUAUGGUGAGUGUAAUGGGUCAAAUUUAAACCAGGGCUCCUUUCACUAAUGUGAUUUGUGAGCUCUGCUUACACAAACGACAGUUCCACAGGCUGCAAACACGGCAUCGAAUUGAUGAGCGACGGCAGUCAAAGUUAGAGUGAGACAACGCAAGAAGAAAACACAAUAUUCCUUCUUAGAAGUUACAAGUUCAGCUCAUAACCAAUUAAACAGACCGUCGGUUACUACAGGGUAUUGCUUCUUUCUUAUAGGGUGGCAUAGGCAUGGGUGACUAACCAUUUAAUAAUAUUAGUAAGACAGGAAGUAAACUUCACCAGCAGCCUCAUGAAAAUGAAAGACGGAGAGAACCGUGCGAGCUGGAGGUAAACAUCAUGCUUCAUUAAUCUGUAUUUCCUGCCUGUGGCCGCUGCUCAGCUAAAGUUACGCAGUCUCACUUUAAAGAAAAUGAUCUCGGACACUUUGUGUAAUAACGCUACCGUUUGUUUUUACUUCCAAAUAAGUUUGUCUGGCUGCUCCUGUUUCACGCUCUGUUGGACUGGACUGUGCGAUGAUUACUGACAGGAGUGAUGGAAAAACGACUAAAAUAACAGGUUGUAAUCAUCCUGAACCCGAGAGCCAUAAACAUUUCUGUCUCUGAUUGGCUGUUACAAGUCCGCAUUUUAUGAGAGCCAAACUGCACAACAGGAAGAGGUUUUCCAGUCUUUCCAGGACCGCGACAGAUAUACUUUGCUAUUCUGACAUUUGCAUCAAGUGAUUUAAAAGAAAUGCCGGAAAAGCUCCACAGUCAGUCAAUUAUUGGAAAAAAGAAUAAUAGUGGAUGGAGGCUGAUAACUAAACUGGUGCACCUCUGAAGUGAACACUGUACAUAGUUUUUUUUUCCUCUCACUGUUGCUGGAGAGGUGUAAUCAUCAACACUUUAAGACUUGAUAUUAAAACCCUCCCAGCAGAACCUGAGCACAUCUUUUUUAAAAGUUCAGUUUAAUAAUUUACUUCCCUUUAAACCAAUUAAGAAGUUAAUAUAUAUAUUUACUUAUAUACAAGUGAAUCCAUCACCUUGGGCACUCCAAUCCAACUUUUUUUUUUAUUGUGUUUGUGUGUCUACAAUUUCACUUUUAUUAUAGCUGUGCCAUUUUCACCAAAGUACGUUACCAGUAUUUUAUGUAUUUAUGGUUUGUUUGCUGCUGAAGGCAAACAACAGGGGUCUGACACACUGGAUGCUGUAAAUUGUCGAUGGCCUUGGCGGUCAUGUUGUUCUACCUGUUCAGAUUUGCAAAUAAAGGAAUGUUUUUCCACUUUG